Camellia sinensis is the source of this 1690-nucleotide messenger RNA. The record is from RefSeq and is a predicted model, not a curated record. Lineage: Eukaryota; Viridiplantae; Streptophyta; Magnoliopsida; Ericales; Theaceae.
GGGUGGUUAUGAAUUUCAUCAUGUCCUGCGUCAAUUCACAGUCUCACCUUAGCUUUCGAAUAUUUAUGCUCUUUUUGAGUUCCUAACUAGUUAGUGUGUGUUAGAGACGACAACAAUGAAGACACCAUUUAUGCUACCAUGUCGUCGGUGGUGGUUGAUGGCGGUGGUGAUAAUAGAAGUUGCAUUGAUUUUAGAGUCGGCCAUGUCAGAUCCAGAAAUCAAUCUUCUGAACAAAGGUUGCAGUCAGUACAACGCGACAAAUCUCUCAGAUUUUUUCAGCAACCUGAACGCGACAUUCUCAGGCCUGAGGAAUCAGAUAUCGAGCCAAAACAAAAAGUUUGCGACAGCACAGCAGGCAAGGACAUCGGACCCUGUCUAUGCCAUGGUUCAGUGCAGGGACUACCUCUCUGUGGCCGACUGCGUGUCCUGUUUGGAUGCUGCUGUCUCUCAGAUUCGCAACUGCUCCGCCGCCAACGGUGCUCGUGUCAUUUAUGAUGGCUGCUUCCUCAGGUUAGGCUUGCAUAUACAUUUCUCCCACCUUAUAAAUUUCUCAUCUUUACAUAGUUUGCAGAGUAUGUGCCAAAUUCCAUCUUUUCUUAUCAUUGAACAGGGUACUCUGAAAAAUGGAAAUAUAAUUGCAGUGAAGAAACUAGCUCUAAGUUCGAGUAGAGCAAAGGCUGAUUUCGAAAGUGAAGUGAAGCUUAUUAGUAAUGUGCAUCACCGAAAUCUCAUCCGACUUCUAGGGUGUAGCAACAAAGGGCCAGAACUACUACUUGUCUAUGAGUACAUGGCAAAUGGAAGUCUUGAUAGGUUCUUAUAUGGUGAAAGAAGAGGUGCCUUGAACUGGAAACAACGGUUUGAGAUAAUAUUUGGGACAGCCCGGGGUCUUGCCUAUCUUCAUGAGCAAUUCCAUGUUUGUAUCAUACAUCGAGAUAUAAAAUCCAGCAAUAUUCUACUAGAUGAUGAUUUCCAACCCAAAAUAGCUGAUUUUGGAUUGGCAAGGCUUCUACCUGAGGAUCAAAGUCAUCUUAGCACCAGAUUUGCCGGGACCUUGGGUUAUACAGCACCAGAAUAUGCCAUCCAUGGACAGUUGUCUGAGAAGGUUGAUACUUACAGCUUCGGUGUUGUUGUCCUUGAAAUCAUAAGUGGCCGAAAGUGUAAUGAAAUGAAGGUCGAAUCUACUGAAUUUCUCCUUGAACAGGCAUGGAAGCUGUAUGAGGAUGACAUGCAUUUGAAGUUGGUGGAUGAUAGCAUGAAUGAGUACAGAGAGGAAGAGGUGAAGAAAGUGAUAGAGAUUGCUUUGAUGUGCACUCAAUCGCCAGUUUCUGUAAGGCCAACAAUGUCUGAAGUAGUUGUUUUGCUUGUAAGUGAGCGCUCAAUUGAGCUGACAAGGCCAACAAGGCCUACCUUAAUUGACAAUGAUAAGAAGAUUCGUGAGGAGGCAACCGCUGCCACUGGUCCAUCAACAUCCGAUGCCACUGCAUCUUUCACCGAGUUUACAGGUCGCUAGAUAGCUUGAUAAUUGUCCUCAAAACUAUGUAUAAUGUGUAGCAAUUGUUCAUGAUCAAUUUUCAAGCCAUUUCAGUUCCACAACCUUAUAUUGGACGACAAAUACAUGUAUACUUAAUUCUUGUAAUCAUGUUUGCAGAACUAUUAGGUAUUUGGGUAAAAUUUGAGUUAGUUUGAGAAA